Messenger RNA from Rubroshorea leprosula, 432 nucleotides. Lineage: Eukaryota; Viridiplantae; Streptophyta; Magnoliopsida; Malvales; Dipterocarpaceae. The record is from the annotation of a GenBank genome assembly.
GCUUAGCUCCCUUCAAUGACUACUCUUCUUUCCCAACUCUUAUCGAACACUGCUUCUUCUAAAAUUAUGUUCUAUCUUCUAUCUGAUGCAUCACAUUACUUUACACAGUGGUGGGGAGUUAUGUUUGAGCAUAACAAAGAAGACAAAGGCAAGGCUGGCAAACAGCACGCAUAUUGCAGACAGUAUAAUAAUGUCUGUAUCCAUCCUCUCAUGAACUUUAUGUCUGACAGCACAACAUCCACUCUAGAGGCUGAGACCCAUAAUGAUGUGACAAUUGACACAGCAAAUGCGGCUAGUGUUGGAAAUGGUGCUAGGGAUGUGAUCAUCAUUCCAAAAUAUUAGCUACAUAUACAGCACAGCCAUCGCAGCAUAUCAAUUAAGACCUGGAUUCUAGGAAGCAAUUACAGAAAGCAAUUAAUUAGCAAUUGCAUU